AUUUAUUUCCCCCGUGGUUUAUGUUUAAACUAGGCUGUAAUUAAAUAGCGUAGUUGGUAAGCAUGAAGUUAACAUGGUGGUUGAGAACGCGUGCUAAGUAUAAGUGUGGGUAGUUGAACUGGUAACAGAAAAGUAUAUUUUUCUCAUUUAAAGUAAAUAUAUAAGUUAAAAAAUAUAUACGAGAACGAUCGUGCAAUAUAUAUGAAUUUUAUGUAACACACACUCUCAAAAUAUGGCAGAAUCAGUUGGACCAAUACUUCACGUAAUUGUCGUCGGAUUUCAUCACAAAAAAGGAUGUCAAGUAGAAUACUCAUUUCCUCCUUUGGUACCUGGAGCUCCAAAUGAGUGUCCGUUAGGUUGGAAGUAUUUACCAACCCUUGCAUUACCAGAUGGAUCUCAUAAUUAUGACGAAGAUACAGUUUACUUUCAUUUGCCUAGUCUGAAUAAUCCAAAACGUACAAUAUAUGGCAUUUCAUGUUUUAGACAAAUUCCUGUUGAGAAAUUGAAAAAUCGCACAUCUGAUAUAACAAGAGGUACAGUUCAAAAAUCUGUCUGUGUAUUAAGCACUUUACCAUUAUAUGGCCAUAUUCAAGUCAAAAUGGCAUUGAUAACACAUGCAUAUUUUGAAGAAGGUGACUUUAGUAAAGUAUCAUUGUUGGAAGAUACUUAUCAUCAUCUUAAUUCUUGUAUGAGUUGUGAGAGUCAAAUACCUCCACAAAUCUUUGUUGGUUUAUCCGCAAGGGAUUUCAUAUUGCAGUUUCGCCAUAAAGUUCUUUUACUAUUUAAACUGCUUCUGUUAGAGAAAAAAAUAGUUUUUUAUCAGUCGCCAGUUCAACCAUUAUGUGCUACUAUAUUAACAUUACUCUCAUUGUAUCCUGGUAUGAUAGAACAUGGUUUACAACAAGCUGCAUGUGUCAGACCAUCCAGACCUAUGUCUCCUAUUCCUACAUUUGAUGAAGAAGAAAUAUCAAUAAAUAGCAUUGAUAAUAAUUUAACUUCUACGAAUUGUGUCAAAGAAAGCAUAUCUGAUAGAACGACAGUACAUAUUAACGGUAAUUCUGAUAGAAAUUCAUUAUGCAUAAACGAUAAUAAAGAUAUUGAAACUAUGGAAGGUAAAUGUAUGGAUGAAUUUAAAAAUAUAACAGUACAAAAAAAUAAUAAUGAAAAUGAAAAUUUAAAUAUGAAAGUUAUUGAAGUUGAGUCAGCACAAGAAUGUACCAAAUCUUAUUCAGAAGAAAAUAAUUCUAUAUAUUCUUCGAAGCCAAAUGACAAUAUACACAGGGUACAGAGUAUACAUACAAUUACAUUAAGUACAACAGACACCGAUAAUACAUUGCCACGUGAUACAAGUAAUGAUGCUCUUUCUGAUGCACGUUUAACAAAUAAUAUUACUCAAAUUGCUCAUAUAAAUCCAGAAUUGUGUGGUUUACCUUUAAACAUAUUUACAAAGGGUUACCUGUGUUUGCCAUACCUAUCUUUACCAUACUUAGAUCUUUUGGCAGAUAUUAAUGUUAGAGGAUACAUAGUAGGUGCAACAAAUGUUUUAUUUAAACAGAAAAAACAACUUAUUGAUGUAUUAGUAGAGAUUGAAAAUACGAGGAUAGAAACAAGUGAUCCAGAAUUAAGGAGACAAUUGCAUCUUACAACUGAAGAUUUAAGAUUUGCAGAUUACAUAGUCAGACAUGUAGCAGAGCCACGUAAAGAUAUAUUUUUGGAUGGUGUAGGAUGGGAAGGUGGAGAUGAAUGGAUUAGAACUCAAUUUCGAGUUUAUUUGUUGAGCAUGUUGAGAACAUCUAUGCAGCAAGAUACUCGUCAAUCUGAUCAUUACAAUUCUGCAUUUAUAGCUGCUUGGCGCUUAACGAAUAACUAUAAGAUAUGGAGUAGUUCUAAUAAGUCAGAAAUUAAUAAUAUAGAACCGGGUCACCCAUUUGCAGGACAAUUGUCAGUACAGGAUAUGAAAUUACGAUUAUCACAUACAAUGCAAAAUACAGAAAGUGGUAGAAAAUUGAAUCAAGCAAUGGCAUCGACUGGAAGAGCGGUAGCAACGACUGGGAAAGCUGUAGGUGGUGCACUGUCACAAGCUAAAGGAGCUUUUUCUAACUGGUGGAGUACAUUAACGACAGUUCAACCAGUAGAGGAAGGAAAAAUUGCUGACAAUCAAACCUCAACUAUACAUCAAACACUUUCAAAUAUAGCUAAUAAAACUGCUGUUGAAAAUGAAGAAAUUAAUGUAUCUUCUAGUAAUACAGAUUUCGGGAUAGUUACGGAUUAAUACGAACAGUUAUACAGAUUCCAGUUAUUUAUUAGAAUAACUAUGAAGCUAACGUUUAAGGAAUCAUCUCGAAGUGACCGAUUUUGAUCGAGUUUUAUUAUAUCUUUUUUUUGUUUUAUUUUUAUUUAAUUUUUUUUUUUUAUCGGCAAUCAUCCACAUUAUAGAUUGAAAAUCUUGAGAAUCAGUAAAUAUAGGGAAAAUGGUGAAAAUAAAUUUUGUAAUUUUUUAAUAGAAAGAAAAAAUACGCUUGUUUUUAAUAAUAUAUUACAAAUUAUUACAUUUUGACAGAUUUCACCUGUUCGUAUAUAAAUGAGAAUUUCAUAAUUCACUUCGGGAUGAGUCCUUGUCAGAUAAAAAAAAGUCUGAGAUUGGAGCCUCCAUAUCCAAUAAAUAGGAGUAACACGAGGAAUCAUCGAGGGUGCCUUAGUGGAGUUGCAUUGGUUACAGUUGGCUAGCCGACAAAAUAUGAAUGUCGCGGGUUCGAUUUUUGCUACCAGGGCUCUCAUUUUUUCUCGACUCCUAAAAGAGUGAUAGUACAUUUACUAUCUUUAAAUAAAUAUGGUAGAGUUUAUUCAUACUAUGCAAAUAGCAAGUAUGUAAAACAGAAAAGUUAGAUAUUUCUGAAAAAUAGGUCUAAGAAAAAAUAUAAAUUACGAAACGAAUAGUAAUUGUAAUAAAAUUUUGAAUAAUAGAAUGUAUCAAUGUGAUAAAUAUGGUGAGGAAAAGUAUAAUGUAUAUUAUAUUUUAUAUUAAUGUUUCGUUUGUAUAUUAGUUCGUUAAUUAUUUUCUUUUCAUAAUUGUCGAUCUUGCUAAUCGAAAAGAGUGUUUUUUCACUAAAUUAUUUUGCAAUGAUAUUUAUUUUUAUUCGUGCAGUAAGUUAUAUUUUAUUAACAAGUACCUGGAUCUUUAUCUUGCGUAAGUGUGCGUGUGUAGUAAUAUACAUAUAUAUGAGAGAAAGGACAACAAAAUGGAAGAAAGUAUUUAAAUAUUAUUUCAAUAAUAUAUAGCAUAUUUGUAUUUAUUGGUAGUAUUUUUUAUGCGGAUUAUCAUCCUUGUUUCAAAGUCAAAAUUUUUAUUUAAUUUUAAAUAUGGAUCUCUAUAUAACAUAUUUGUACAUCUUAUCAUAUAGUAGAAAAAUGAAGAUACUUAUAAUUAGUUUUUCUUUUUAUAAAAAUUUAAUAAUUUUAAAACAAAUAAUAGAAAUACAUUGUUUAUAAUAUAUUAUUGCGUCUAUAUAGAUGAUAUAUGAAGUAUAAAAAUCUUAAUUUCACGCUUGUAACGAGUAUAUAGAGAGUAUUUAUAUUAUGUUAGACUAAGCAGUCAUCAAUGUUUGUAUUUAAGUAAAAUAGAAAAUGCAUUACAGAUUUUUUUUUACCAACUUGUAACAAUAUUUUAACAAGUAUUUAAUAUAAUUUUUUACAGUUAAAAACAUUUGUCGAUUGGGUUUAAAUAAUAAAACAAAAUAGUAAGAUAGAGCAUAGAUGAAAUAUUUAAGUAAAGAUGCAUUGCCUACUAGUUACAAUAUUCAUGAAAUUUUUAUUAAAGAAGUUAGGGAAAGUUAUUAAUUAAAAUUAUUAACGAAUAUGUGUGUACAAGUUAAUUAAAACGGUAAGUAAAUUGGUAAUUGCGAAAUUUUGUCUAUAAUUAUUAGAAUUUUAAAUUAAUUAGUAUGAAAUUGUAUUAAUUAAAAAAUAACAAUUACUGUACACGUGCCAAAUUUUCUGGCACAGGAUUUAUAAUUUACAAUAGGGAAAAGGAAAAGUGACUUGUGCGAGAUUUAUCAGUAUGAGAAAUUUUUUUACAUGUAUGUAUUUGGCUUUCAUACUAUAAAACUAUUAUACUAGUCAUCACGUAUAUGAAUGAAUAUAUGUACGUAUGUUUGUAUUAUGUAUUAUAUGCGUAAAUUUAUU
Frieseomelitta varia is the source of this 4182-nucleotide messenger RNA. Its product is annotated as late secretory pathway protein AVL9 homolog. NCBI's taxonomy places the organism in Eukaryota, Metazoa, Arthropoda, Insecta, Hymenoptera, Apidae. Gene Ontology annotation, cellular component: cytoplasm. The transcript has 9 exons. The record is from RefSeq and is a predicted model, not a curated record. The coding region runs from base 233 to 2272 and encodes 679 amino acids.